AUGGACGGGAUCCUAACUCCCAGAGAAUCCGCAAAGUUCAUUGCAGAAAACAGUCAGGAUGUGUUCAUCGACGGUGCAGGCGUGCGGAGUGUGGCCGAGCUGCUGCUCGCGAAGGCCUCGGGGCCGGACCUGCGUGUGGCGGGGUGGAAGACCCUUCAUGAGCUGAAUCCCAAGGCGGCCGACGAGGCCGCGGUCAACUGGGUCUUCGUGACAGACACGCUUAAUUUCUCCUUUUGGUCGGAGCACGACGAGCACAAAUGUCUGGUGGGGUACAAAGGAAAAACGUACAGUGGAUACUGGUCUCUGUGCGCCGCGGUCAACCGAGCCCUCGACGAAGGGAUUCCAAUAACUAGUGCCUCCUACUAUGCCACAGUGACCCUGGAGCAGGUUCAGCAUAUAUUCCGUUCUGACACAGACGUUCUCAUGCCUUUGAUAGAAGACAGGCAUAGGAUUCUCAAUGAAACCGGGAAAAUUCUGCUUGAGAAGUUUGGAGGCUCUUUUCUUAAUUGUGUCCAAAAAAGUGAACAAAGUGCACAGAAGUUAAUGCAUCUGGUAGUUGAAAGUUUUCCUUCGUACAGAGAUAUAACUGAGUUUGAGGGGAAAAGGAUUUCUUUUUAUAAACGGGCCCAAAUCCUUGUGGCAGAUACAUGGAGUGUGUUAGAAGGAAAAGGAGAUGGCUGCUUUAAGGACAUCUCCAGUAUCACCAUGUUUGCUGACUACAGGUUACCUCAGGUUCUUCUUCAUCUUGGGGCCCUGAGAUACUCUGAUGAACUACUAAAGAAGCUUCUUAAAGGAGAAAUGCUCUCAUAUGGGGAUAAGCAAGAAGUAGAAAUCAGAGGGUGCUCAGUUUGGUGUGUUGAGCUGAUCCGGGAUUGUCUUUUGGAGCUUAUUGAAAAAAAGGGUGAAAAAAUGAGUGAAGAGAUCAAUGCCAUUCUUCUGGAUUAUUACUUAUGGGACUAUGCUCAUGAUCACAGGGCCAAAAUGAACGGAAUUCCAUUUCAUCGCAUACGUUGCAUAUAUUACUGACCUGAAGUGUAAACUGAUCCAAGGAAACCUCCCUGCGUUUGUCUGUCACUUGUACAGUUCUGCUUGGAUAGUAAGAGAAGAUGGUACAGGCCAUAGGAACAAGAAAAUUGAUUAUUCAGUCCCCACUGAAAUUUUUUUCCUGACAUGUCACCAUGUAUGCCUGACUUUAUCCUUUUUUGCCUAUUUAGUUUUGACUACGUUUAUCCUUUCUGCGGACACAUGAUUGAUAGAAAUAAUGAAGAAAUUGUAAUGCCUUCCCCUUUUAAGUCUUAGAUUUCUUAAAAUUAAUCAUGCCUUAUAAAAUCUGAUUCAUCUUCAGUGAGAAUAUUUUGUUCAUUCAAUUGAUAUCUUUUCUUGAGGUGCAGUAAUUUUUUAUAUGCUUUAAUCAUUUGAUAGUAAAAAAGAAGAGAGAGGGUAGGGUCUUUGAUGUAUGAAUGCUGUCGCUCUUGUAAAAUCAACCUUGACUAUUUAAAAUUUUUUUUAUUGGUAAUGAUAUUGGGUACUGUAUGUGAUGAUUUUCAGUUUAGGAUAUCUGCCAAGGAUUUUUUCCCCAGAGUAACUGCAUUGGAAUUGAAUAAAGAUUUUUAAAACUUUUUUUAAA
Messenger RNA from Loxodonta africana (African savanna elephant), 1627 nucleotides. RefSeq names its product Q-nucleotide N-glycosylase 1 (gene QNG1). NCBI's taxonomy places the organism in Eukaryota, Metazoa, Chordata, Mammalia, Proboscidea, Elephantidae. Bases 1 to 1026 code for a protein of 341 amino acids. The record is from RefSeq and is a predicted model, not a curated record. The transcript has 4 exons.